CCGGGCGUGGCAGGGCAGGAGGGGCGGCGGCUCCCGGUCCCGCUCGUCCUCUCGCUGCUGCUGCCGCUGCCGCGGGAGCCAGUACGAUGUUCCCCGCUGCGCCUGGCGCAGGCAGCCCGGAGUCGGACGCGCCCUCGCCGCCGUGCGUAGCCGCCAGGCUCCCCGUGCUCGCCGCCUGGCAGGAGCCGGAGCUGUAGCGGGCGCCCGAGCCCGAGCCGGAGGAGGGGAGCCGGGCUGGGGCUUUGGCGCGCCUCGCCCGCCCAGGAUGCUGACCUGCUGCUGCGUCCCGCGCUCGCUCCUGCUGCUGCUGGCCGAGUCCUGCGCCGUCGGAGCCUUCGUCUGGCUCGUCUGGCUGCCCUCCUGCCACGGGAUGCCCCAUGUCAUCCGCAUCGGAGGGAUCUUUGAAUAUGCAGAUGGUCCCAAUGCCCAAGGAAUGAAUGCCGAGGAGCAAGCCUUCAGAUUCUCUGCCAACAUUAUCAAUAGGAAUAGAACUUUGUUACCAAACACGACCUUAACGUACGAUAUCCAGAGGAUACAUUUUCAUGAUAGCUUUGAAGCCACUAAAAAAGCCUGCGACCAGCUCGCGCUUGGUGUUGUAGCAAUAUUUGGACCUUCUCAAGGCUCCUGUACCAAUGCUGUCCAGUCCAUUUGCAAUGCACUGGAAGUGCCCCAUAUACAGCUACGGUGGAAGCACCAUCCUUUGGAUAACAAGGACACUUUCUAUGUUAACCUUUACCCGGACUAUGCCUCUCUCAGCCAUGCCAUUUUGGAUCUUGUACAGUACCUGAAGUGGAGGUCAGCGACCGUGGUAUAUGACGACAGCACAGGUCUCAUCCGACUGCAAGAGCUGAUCAUGGCCCCAUCAAGAUACAACAUCCGCUUGAAAAUCCGCCAGCUGCCCCCAGAAAUGGACGAUGCCCGGCCCUUGCUGAAGGAAAUGAAGAGGGGCCGGGAGUUCCGGAUCAUCUUUGAUUGCACCCACACGAUGGCCGUGCAGAUCCUCAAGCAGGCCAUGGCGAUGGGGAUGAUGACUGAAUACUACCACUUCAUCUUCACCACACUGGACCUUUAUGCAUUAGAUCUGGAGCAGUAUCGCUACUCUGGGGUGAACCUGACCGGCUUCCGGAUCUUGAACGUGGAGAACCCCCACGUGUCUGCCAUCAUUGAGAAGUGGUCCACGGAAAGGUUGCAGGUGGCCCCCCGGCCAGAGCCAGGGUUGAGCGCUGGAGUGAUGAUGACAGAUGCUGCCCUGUUGUACGAUGCAGUCCACAUUGUCUCGGUGUGCUACCAGCGGGCCCCCCAGAUGACGGUCAACUCCCUCCAGUGCCAUCGGCAUAAAGCAUGGCGGUUUGGUGGCCGCUUCAUGAAUUUUAUCAAGGAGGCCCAGUGGGAAGGCUUAACUGGACGUAUCGUCUUCAACAAAACCAGCGGGCUGCGGACAGAUUUCGACUUGGAUAUUGUCAGCCUCAAAGAAGAUGGGCUGGAAAAGGUUGGAGUCUGGAGUCCCUCUGAUGGACUGAAUAUCACUGAACCCACCCGAAGGCAGGGGCCCAAUGUUACUGAUUCCCUGACAAAUAGAUCUUUGAUUGUCACUACAGUCCUGGAGGAACCUUUCAUCAUGUUCCGCAAGUCAGACACCGUCCUCUCUGGGAAUGACCGCUUUGAAGGGUACUGCAUCGACCUCCUGAAAGAGCUUUCCCACAUCCUUGGCUUUGUGUAUGACAUCCGACUAGUGGAGGAUGGGAAAUACGGAGCCCAGGAUGAGAAAGGGCAGUGGAAUGGCAUGAUCCGAGAGCUGGUCGAUCAUAAAGCAGAUCUGGCCGUUGCACCGCUGACCAUCACUCACAUCCGGGAAAAAGCGAUUGACUUCUCCAAGCCCUUCAUGACUUUGGGGAUCAGCAUUCUCUACCGGAAGGCCAACGGGACCAAUCCCAGCGUCUUUUCGUUCCUCAACCCUCUGUCUCCUGACAUUUGGAUGUACAUCCUCCUUGCGUAUUUGGGAGUCAGCUGUGUGUUGUUUGUGAUAGCUAGGUUCAGCCCUUAUGAAUGGUACGAUGCCCACCCGUGCAACCCGGGAUCUGAUGUUGUCGAAAAUAACUUCACCCUCCUCAACAGUUUCUGGUUUGGAAUGGGAGCCCUGAUGCAGCAAGGUUCUGAGCUGAUGCCCAAAGCACUCUCCACACGCAUCAUUGGAGGCAUCUGGUGGUUUUUCACCCUCAUCAUCAUCUCUUCCUAUACGGCGAACCUGGCUGCCUUCUUAACUGUGGAGAGAAUGGAAUCCCCCAUUGACUCAGCUGACGAUCUGGCCAAGCAGACCAAAAUUGAAUAUGGAGCAGUGAAGGAUGGGGCCACCAUGACCUUCUUCAAGAAAUCCAAGAUCUCUACUUUUGAAAAGAUGUGGGCCUUCAUGAGCAGCAAGCCUUCAGUUCUAGUUAAGAAUAACGAGGAAGGGAUCCAGCGCACCCUCACCUCCGACUACGCCCUGCUGAUGGAAUCCACCACCAUUGAAUACAUCACUCGACGGAACUGCAACCUGACCCAAAUCGGGGGGCUGAUCGACACCAAAGGCUAUGGGAUUGGCACACCAAUGGGCUCACCGUACCGGGACAAGAUCACCAUUGCCAUUCUUCAGCUCCAGGAAGAAGCCAAGCUGCACACCAUGAAGGAGAAAUGGUGGCGAGGGAACGGCUGUCCGGAGGAAGAGAGCAAAGAAGCCAGCGCCCUCGGAAUCCAGAAUAUCGGUGGACUCUUCAUUGUCCUGGCAGCCGGCCUGGUCCUCUCAGUGUUCGUAGCCACAGUGGAGUUCAUCUACAAGCUACGCAAAACAGCAGAGCGUGAGCAGCGCUCCUUCUGCAGUGCCAUGGCUGACGAAAUCCGCCUGUCACUUACCUGCCACCGGCGUGUGAAACACAAGGUCCCACCCCCUGUCCUGGUGAAGACGGAUGCUGUGAUCAACAUGCACACCUUCAACGACCGGCGGCUACCCGGCAAGGACAAUAUGACCUGCAACACGGGGCUGACACCCGUGUUCCCAUAAAGAACGUAGGGGUGAAAGAAAGGGGGAGGGGCUUGCUGGAUAUGGGAGGGGGAAACCCACACAGUCCAUAUUGCGGAAGCAGAGAAAAGGGAGAGAACUGAGCCAGGGUUUGGGGGUUUUACUUUGCAAGAACAGGGCCUUUGAUGCAACUUCAGCCAUCAUCCAGCUCGGAGUGCAGAGUGCAGAGCCUGGACUGCAAUGUCUUCUGUUUGGGAUUGUUGUUGAAUUAAAAAGAAGUCAAGGUUUAAAGCCCUGCAGGCCUCUUGGCAUCCAACAUGCUCCUCCGCCUCCGCCUCCCCAUACACACAUCCAGGAGUCUUGAUGUUUACAUAUCAAACCGAUGGAAGCAACCGAGCAGGGCGUAGACUGAUCUAGCACUGGAGGAAAAUGGCAAAGCCCUCUGAAUCCAACGCUUCCUUCUAAAUAUGGCAAUAAAACAAAAUGACCUUUGGUUAGGACAGGUGUGGAGCCCCAGGUGGGAUGGAAUCUGAACUGGUCUACCCAGGAGGUUUCCAAUACAACAUUGACUGGAGGCACGGGGGGAUAGGGGGGGGGCCAAGAGGAUCCGUCAUCAAAGCCACUGCUUCUCUCGAAGAAGCAAAACUGUGACCUGUUACCUCAAAGCUGUUCUUAAGCAUACGAAAGCCCACAAAAUCUGUGCAUCUGCCUCACACGGGUGCCUUCUCCAGGUAGGAGGCAGCACCG
Heteronotia binoei (common prickly gecko) is the source of this 3742-nucleotide messenger RNA. RefSeq names its product glutamate ionotropic receptor kainate type subunit 3 (gene GRIK3). The record is from RefSeq and is a predicted model, not a curated record. Gene Ontology annotation, biological process: modulation of chemical synaptic transmission; synaptic transmission, glutamatergic; monoatomic ion transport. Gene Ontology annotation, cellular component: kainate selective glutamate receptor complex; presynaptic membrane; plasma membrane. Bases 266 to 3037 code for a protein of 923 amino acids. The transcript has 16 exons. Gene Ontology annotation, molecular function: kainate selective glutamate receptor activity; transmitter-gated monoatomic ion channel activity involved in regulation of postsynaptic membrane potential. Lineage: Eukaryota; Metazoa; Chordata; Lepidosauria; Squamata; Gekkonidae.